GACGUGAGCGCGCGCUGCUCUCAGAGCCACCGCGGGAAAAUUCCAAAAAAACAAAACAAAACAAACCCCCAAUACGAGGCAAAGCUAAGCUUUCCAGCCACAAAAUUCGGGCGGUGGCUUCCUUUCCGCCAAUGACCAAACUGCUGAAGCAGCUCUGGCAAGGACCACCCGGCCUGUCUGUUGUCUGACUGAAAGGAGAUACACCUCAAUGAUGGGAUCAGUUCCAAGCUUGAAAGAUGUCUGAGGACAAUAGUUAUUGGAGUUCCCUCCUUCUCUAUCAGACCAAUUUGAUACGUGCACACUUUCUGUCAGUGUUCGGCAGGCCAGUGUGAAAGUACUCCACCUUUUCCCGUCUGCAAUGGCUCACAAGUUAGCAGACCUUUCUUCUGAGUAUGAGUUUUGGAUGCAGAAGCUUUCUAUAUGGGACCAGGCCUCCACUUUGAAAACACAGCAAGAUACCUGUGUUCAUCUGUCUCAGUUCCAGGAGUUCCUAAGGCGGAUGCAUGAAGCUUUGAAAGAGAUGAAUUCUAAAACAAUCAUUGAAAAUUUUCCCACAAUUGGUCAACUGUUAGCAAAAAUUUCCUGGAAUCCUUUCAUCUUAGCAUAUGAUGAAACCCCCAAAAUUCUAAUAUGGUGCUUAUAUUGUCUGAUGAACAAAGAGCCACAGAAUUCUGGAGAAACAAAGUAUAACUCUUGGAUACAGAGUUUAUUAUCUCAUAUACUUUCUGCAUUUAGAAUGGAUAUGAAAGAAGUUGGUCUUUUUUGUCAUGGUCUUGGGUAUGCACCUGCUGAUUACUGCCCUCGUUUGCUUAAAAAUAUGGUUUCAUCAUUAGUGUCUGAACUGAGAGAGAACCAUCUUAAUGGAUUUAACACUCAAAAGCGGAAGAAGAUUCAUCUCCCAGCAGUGGCUAUCAUCUGCCUCUGGCGUCGCCAUCUUCCCAGCUUUGAAAGAGCAGCUCUGCACCUGGUGGAAAAGCUGAUCUCCACCGAGACAAACAGUCUGCACAGGGUCGAAUGCUGUCUCAAAGAUUCAUUGCUGCCUCAAGCAGCCUGUCAUCCUGCCCUAUUCCGACUCGUGGACGAGGUCUUCAGGUGUGCACUCCUGGAAACCGAUGGAGCCCCCGAAGUAGUGGCUGCUCUUCAGGUGUUCACACGAGGCUUCCUAGAUGCUCUGGAGAGAGAGAACAAGCAGCCGAAGUGUACACUUAAGACCUAUUUUCCCUAUGCGUCUCCGUUUCUUGUCAUGGUUCUACUCCAGCACCCUAAAGAUGUCCCGCAGCGACUUUGGUGCCGGUCCUUGACACACAUCUCUGCAACCCUUAAAGAAACGGUAGAAAGCCAGGCUGAUGGGUCCCAUGGAGGCGCCUUUGAGAGCUGGUUUUUGUUCACUCACUUUGGCGGAUGGGCUGAUAUUGCGGCUGAGCAGUUGCUGAUGUCAGACGCCGAACCCACAGAGGCCCUGCUGUGGCUCCUGGCAUUCUCCUCCAGCCCCCACGAUGGGAGUCAGCAGAGAACACAAACCAUGGUAGAGGUGAAGGCAGUGCUUGGAUGCCUCAGGAAGCAGUUCAGGAGUCUGACCCUCUCUGGCCGGGACCUACUAGAAGCUGUGGGUGAGAACAGAGAACCCGGCAUCAGGACGCUGACAUGUCAACAGCUGACCAGGCGUCUCCUCCUGAGCUUCCUGCUCUGGGCUCCUGGCGGCCACACCAUCGCCCAGGAUGUCAUCACACAGCUAGCUCAGACUGAAGAGAUGACCCGGGAGAUUAUUGGCUUUCUUGACCAAACGGUAUACAGAUGGGAGCAGCUUUGCAUCGAAGCCCCUAGACUUGGAAUGGUGGCCAAAGAGCUCCUAACGGAACUACAGACUCGAGCCAAGCACAGCUCUGCACACCAUGUGACUGGGGUGAGAGGGAGGUCAGACUCACCAAGGCCACAGGACAGUGUCCACUCUGAGGUGUGAGGAGGAGCAGGCCAGCAUGGGAAGGUCUGGUUGUACAGUGCACAGAAUGGGAAGGAGAGGUGCUUCAACCCAAACUGGGGCAUGCCUUCCCUGUCCCUGCUCAUGUAAGAUGGUAGAGAAUCACCAAGGAAAAACUUCGCUGGGAAAUUGACUUCGUUUUUUGUUCUCUCGUUUUUCCCAUAUCACGUCAAGAGGCACAGCUAUUAUUUGAUGGCUUCAAGUCUUUGGAUCAGAAAAUUGGCCAUGAACCACAAGUGAAUUUAGAGAGGAACUUAGCCCUUUUUCACAAGUUUUUUGUUUUGUUUUAAGUCAGGUCAUCGCUAAAUGUUUUCCUUUUGAAUCAUUGGAAUCUGAAGCUCUUUUUAUAUACGACAAAGCCAGGUUCUUUUGCUUCCCUAAGAAGUUCUUCAUCUAAAAAAGUGACAUCCCUCAAAUUUCCCUCCAGCCUCCCCAAUCUGACCAGGAAGAAUCAGACCACACCCAAGCGCAGGAGCAGGAAGGGGUGAUAGGCUACCAGACAAGGAAAGACAUGGUUUUCCACCCACUGUGAAAGCUAAUUGCACUCCUUAGGAAUGAAAUAAAGCCAGCCUUAGUAUUGACCCGUUUUUCUUUGUAUUUUACGAAAUGUUGACUAUUCAGAAAAGAGUUCUUUUAAGUAGUUCAAAGAUGGCCAACAGGCGAGGAAUGGGUAUGUUUUCAAAACAUUGCAACAAUAUUGAUUGUUCUGUUGAACUAAAAUAGAAGUUGAAAUUCCUAAUAAAAAGUUGGUAACCACAAUGUUAACA
Echinops telfairi (small Madagascar hedgehog) is the source of this 2745-nucleotide messenger RNA. RefSeq names its product FA complementation group C (gene FANCC). Bases 359 to 1960 code for a protein of 533 amino acids. The record is from RefSeq and is a predicted model, not a curated record. Gene Ontology annotation, biological process: interstrand cross-link repair; cellular response to oxidative stress; nucleotide-excision repair. Lineage: Eukaryota; Metazoa; Chordata; Mammalia; Afrosoricida; Tenrecidae. Gene Ontology annotation, cellular component: Fanconi anaemia nuclear complex. The transcript is spliced from 15 exons.